AUGGCUGAUCCAGCCGGUCAAGCCGCUCGGUCAUCUGCACCACGAGUCCGGCUCACCUGCGAGGCAUGUCGUCAGCGCAAGGUAAAAUGUGAUAAGCUCAGUCCAUGCACCAGUUGUCAGCGACUUGGCCUUGUUUGCGUUCCUGUGGAGCGUGCCCGCUUGCCCAGAGGGCGCACACGAAAGCCCACGGAGCGAAUUGUGGGCUCUGACAAGGAGCUAUCCGAGCGGGUAGCCAAGCUCGAGAAGCUCCUCAAAAAAGUCGCGAAUGAGCGUGGCACCGAAGAGCAAAGAACUCCAACACCAGCUCCGCCUACAGUGAAUAUCGAUACGCCUCCUGUUUCAGCGAAGCACGAACCGGCCGGGGAAGCCGUUAAUGUGGAAGCCGAGAGUUGGCAGGAGCAGAAUGACUUAGUCCCCACAAAUGUUCCUCGUCCCGGAAAUGCUUACAUGGGUGUCUCCUUCUGGGAGGACAUCAUGCAGCAGACCCAAGAACUGCGGAACGUAUUAGAUGGUCGUCUAGAAAGCGAACAACCUGAAUCAAAAGACCCAGCUGUUGUUUUUGGAACAUCGAUUGUCAGCUCGGAGAGUCCAGAAAGCUCAACGGCUUCAAUACAAUCAAGGAGAGGGAUCGCCCUUCAACCUCAUAUCCGACACAAAUUAUGUGAUAUCUUCUUCCAUAAUGUCGAUCCUCUCUUCAAAAUUCUGCACCGGCCAUCAAUGCAAGCAUUCCUCAAGGAGGGAAAGCCUUAUCUCAAUUAUGAGCGGGACCACCAAGCACCAGCUACUCUCGCAUCUGCCGUAUAUCUUGCGGCUGUUUGUACUCUUGACACCAAAGAUUGUCAAGCAUUGUUCAAUACGGACAAAAAGUCCAUUGUUGCGGAGUUCCAAAAGGAGAGCGAAAUUGCACUCGCCAAAGCUGACUUUGUCACAACCAAUGAUGUCACUGUUCUGCAGGCGUACAUUAUCUCUCUUCUCGCUGCGCGAUCCCAGGACCAAAGCCGGAGAGUAUGGACGAUGUUGGCCAUGGCCUUGCGAGUAGGUCAAGCAUUAUCCCUCCACAUGCCUGAGCCACCCUUCAGUGUACGACCCUUCGAGCACGAAAUGCGUAGGCGUGCAUGGCUAGGAAUUGGUCUUCUUGACGUGGCAGCCUCCCUGGACAGAGCGUCUGAGCCUAUGAUGCAAGCAGCCUGGCUCGACUACAACCCACCAUCAAAUAUCAAUGACGAAGACAUCUGGUUUGAGAUGACAGGGCCCAUCCCCACGCACCCAGAGGGAACAUUUACAGACAUGACACACACAUUGGUAAUAGCCGCAUCCUCCUCUGUGACCCGCUCCCUUGCGUUUGCGGACUUCAUUGAGCCUACUGUCAAGAUCAUGAGCUUGCGGCAGCAGAUCGUGCACGACUUCCAACAAAAGGCUUCCGAUUUACUUAGUGGAUGCAGACCCGAUUUGUCAGAUUUCCAAUGGUAUGCGCAGAAGAAUGCUGGUGUCAUGGGCAGUUGGCUUCAACUGGCCUGUCUCCGACCAUUGCAACGAAACAAAAACUUCACGCCUCCAAAGGUUCACGGCGACGCCCUUCUCAAAAUCGCAGCUGACAAUCUCCAAUGGACACAAGAGGCUUAUGAUUACCCUGGCGCCGGAAAAUGGCGUUGGUAUGCAUCCAUGUGGGUUCCGUGGCAUGCGCUGGCUGUCGCCAUAGCUGAGCUGUGCGUGUGCAAAAGUCUCACUAUCAUGUCAAAGUAUUGGAGUGUCGUGGACAAUGUUUAUCAAAGAUCGCGACUCGUCAUUGCGGACUCGCAACAGGGGAUGCUUUGGAAGCCUAUGGAUAGGCUUAUGACGCAAGCUUUAGCUCGGAGAAAGGAGCUCGUUGAAUCCGAUGCCGCUCAAGGUGUGGCCCAGCAACCUCAGUAUGCCUACACCAAUAUGAACACCGGUUACGACCUGCAACAACCACAACCGCCAUUCGCUGGAUUUUCACUCGAGCUGGGAGAUGCUAUCAACCAACCACGCAACACGCAUAUUGCGGAGGUCCCGACGUCUUUUGCGCCAGUGCCAUGGCCUAAUGUGUGGGAUGCGAUGGAUCUCAGCGACCCUACUCUGCAGGGAAGCUCCGAUGAUACUGCCUGGCUGAGCUACGAGAACUUCAUUGAGAAUGUUUACGACAGUGUGGACUCUAUAUUCUUGCCUCGGUAA
Penicillium brevicompactum is the source of this 2193-nucleotide messenger RNA. Its product is annotated as putative C6 transcription factor. The coding region runs from base 1 to 2193 and encodes 730 amino acids. Gene Ontology annotation, biological process: DNA-templated transcription; regulation of DNA-templated transcription. Lineage: Eukaryota; Fungi; Ascomycota; Eurotiomycetes; Eurotiales; Aspergillaceae. The transcript has 3 exons. Gene Ontology annotation, molecular function: DNA binding; DNA-binding transcription factor activity, RNA polymerase II-specific; zinc ion binding. The record is from RefSeq and is a predicted model, not a curated record.